AUGUAUAAAACCUAUCAAAAAAAUCUAAUUCUUAUACAUGCACAAGCGGUACAUUUUGGAACUUUAGCAUAUAUAACAUGGUUUAAAAAACUUGCGAGGGUUUAUGGGUACAACUUAAAUUUAGGAAUCGAUCCAAAAAUAUCUUUUUAUGAAUUAAUUCCAUGGUUUUUUAUUCUUCAACUAUAUGUUGCAUUCAUUCCAAAGGCGAUUAAAGACGAAUCACAUAAAUUAAUGAUCAUUAUAUAUAUCGGAAAUGCUUAUGAACUUUAUUAUAUCAUCGAAAGUCUCUAUAAUCACUGUUCAAAUAACUUAUUAAAUGAACAUAUAUGUGGAUUUAAAUACUUUAUUCAGCAUGAUUCAUGGUUCCAAAUAGUAUUUGUUUUAAGUUUAAUCGCUAUAAUUAUUAUUCUCCUUCAAACAAUGAAUUCAAUAAUUUGUCAUAGAAAUUUUGGAAAUGAUUUGGGAUUUUAUUUGAAAUACCAAGAGUUCACUCCAGAAUUUGAACCUUGCGAUGGUAUCCCGAUUCAAAUUGUUCCAAAUGAUAUCGAAAAUGAGG
Funneliformis caledonium is the source of this 556-nucleotide messenger RNA. The record is from the annotation of a GenBank genome assembly. Lineage: Eukaryota; Fungi; Glomeromycota; Glomeromycetes; Glomerales; Glomeraceae.